AUGGAUGGGUGCCAGGGGACAGAUUACAGAGGCCUGGCUGCCGGUGCAGGGGGACAGCCCCGCUUUAUCUCACCAAGCGGCCCGGCGCCACCCUGCCUCUCCCCGGGGCCUGAGGGAGGCAGCGCGGCCAUCUCUGCGCUGGGGCUGGAGCGGGCUCUGGCCAGCAGCGGUGAGGCGGCUCGCCUGCCCUCACGGCAAUUCUCUGAGCCCUGCAGCACUGCGCACUCGCCCAGGAGGUUUUAUCCCAGCCCCCAUGCCAGGGAAUGGCCAGGCCACUGCCCGCAGGACCAGCCGCACUUUCUCCUGCCGGUGAGUCCCUGUGUGGAGCUGCCCCACAGCUGCCCCAGAAGGCGCCGGUGCCGCUGUGCCGGAGCCCAGGCCACCGAGGAAGCCAGCGCGAGGGGUUUUGUGGCAAAUGGAGCGACAGCGAGGCUUGCCACAGGGCCACUGCAGCACCCCAGUGAGGAGAGCGAUUGUCCUCAGGCUAUUAAAAUGCAAUUUGCUGAAAGGAAACCACUCCGGCCACAUGCACCCAACUGCAGCGUCCAAGCAGCGCUGGAAUCGCCGCCACCACAAGAAAGCCGGCAGCCCCCAUUAGCAGGGAAAUCCAUCUUUUACAGGAACCACAAUGGACCAUUAGCUUUUAACCAGGUUUUAGGGGUGGGGAACAGCCUUCCUGUUGGACAAACCCUAAGAAGGAAAUAACUGGCUCCAAACAUCCAGGGGCUGUGGGCAGUUCAGAGCCGAGCUAGCUCUGAACUGCGCAGCUGGAGCUCGCUGGUACAAUGCAGCCAGCUCCUGCGCGUGGAUGAGCCGGUGGCGGAGCUGCAGGGAGCUGCCCUUAUUUAUUUGUUCCUACGGCACAGGCAGAGACAAGGGCCCUGUUUUAUGUUCCCCUGCAGGAAGGUGAUAAAGUGCCCGGGAGCUGCUGGAAUCCAUUCUCCAAUAAAUUCAAAGGGAAAGGCCAUUUUUUUGUGCCCUGGAAGAUUGUGAGGGCUGAGGGAUGCUGGAAGGCAGUAAAAACUGAGGCAGUGCAUCGCACACUAGUGUGGAAGGAAGCCACCAGAGCAAUUUUGCUGGGAGCCAGGUGGGAAUCUGUUUGGAGUCCUGAAAAGUCUGUCAAGGCUGUGACAGCAACCAAUCCUACUCCCAUGUGUCUGAGGAAGAGCAAAUCAACUUAAUUAGGUACCAAGGAAGCAAUCCGAUUUGCUUCUGGAGUUGGAUGAUUUGUGCAAAUAAAUUGUUACAGAAUA
This is a messenger RNA of Onychostruthus taczanowskii (white-rumped snowfinch), 1253 nucleotides long. RefSeq lists its product as uncharacterized. The record is from RefSeq and is a predicted model, not a curated record. Lineage: Eukaryota; Metazoa; Chordata; Aves; Passeriformes; Passeridae. The coding region runs from base 1 to 705 and encodes 234 amino acids. The transcript is spliced from 2 exons.